AUGAUUUCAUUCUUAGCCUUGAUAGCUAUCGUGUAUUUUGUAAUUUGUUUUGUGUGGGAUCAAAUUCCACCUAGGAUGAGUGCAAGAAGAAAAAUAACCAUGUCAGGUUGGGGAGCUCCAUCGGAACCUGCUACUUACGGAGCUGUCACAGUUAAUGUUGAUCACAUUGAGGCAGUUUUGGAGAAAAUUUCAAAGAAAACUGGUCAAAAACUUACACUUACUCAUUUUGUUGCUAGAGCUUUGGGCCUUGCGAUUGAGGCUUGUCCUGAAAUUAAUCAUCGCAUGGUUUUAGGAAAAUUGUUACCAAACAAGACAGUAGAUAUCAGCUUGUUGGUUGCAUGUGAAGAUCCUGUCACAAAGAAGAAUGAUUUGGCCAAUGUCACUAUUAGAUCUAUCAACAAAAAGACACUUAAAGGAAUUAGUGAUGAAGUUAUUAAAGGAGCAGAGAAAUUGAGAGCGGGUAAGAAUGAGCAUCACAAAAAGACCAAUCAACCAAUGAGACUCAUUCCUAGCGUUCUUGCUGGUCCAUUGAUUUCACUUUCUUCAUGGCUAGCUUGCGCUUUGCAAGUUGAUAUUCCAGCAUUUGGAUUGCAAGCACAUCCAUUUGGAACAUGUAUCGUUACAAGCGUUGCCGGCUUCGGUAUUGAGGAAGGAUUUGUCCCAUUGGCUCCAUUCACAAGAUGUCCUUUGUUUGUGUGUAUUGGAAAGGCUGUGAAAAGACCUACUGUCGAUGAGGAUACCAAUGAAAUUGUUAUAAGAAAACAAAUUAAGAUUUCUGCUACAACUGAUCACCGUUAUGUUGAUGGAAAAGAAGUUGGAAAGCUUGUCAUGAAAUUCCUCGAUGUGUGCAACAAUUUGGAAAAGUAUAUCGACGAAGAUCAAGAAUGCCUUUAA
Messenger RNA from Naegleria lovaniensis, 894 nucleotides. RefSeq lists its product as uncharacterized. Gene Ontology annotation, cellular component: pyruvate dehydrogenase complex. NCBI's taxonomy places the organism in Eukaryota, Heterolobosea, Eutetramitea, Acrasida, Naegleriidae. Gene Ontology annotation, molecular function: acyltransferase activity. The record is from RefSeq and is a predicted model, not a curated record. Bases 1 to 894 code for a protein of 297 amino acids. Gene Ontology annotation, biological process: pyruvate decarboxylation to acetyl-CoA. The transcript has 7 exons.